GGAACUGUAACCCCGCCCUUCUCAUCGACUGUGGUACAACGAAUCAAGCGCACUUGAUAUUCCAGUCGGCUCAAAAUGUGACGUAUUUCCUGAAGAAAAGGAGGAUUUGUGGCAGUUUGUUGUCAUCUCCAUCCAGUAGUGUACCGUUGUAGUAUAAAGGCACGUUGCCCUUCAUUUCCCGUGUUUUUUUCCUAUUCGUUUAUUUGCUCUGGGAGUUUGAAUUUAUACCCACAUACUCCAUUAAAGCCACAAGAAUUCACUCGAAAGUGGGAGAAGAAACCGGUAAAGAAAUAUCUGGGCGCGACGGUUGAAGUUAACGGGUCGAAUACAACCAUGGAGAGUUGGGAGCGGAUUCCACGCAAUACGGGAUAGUUGAAUUCAGCGCUUCUCGACCGGAGGAGGAUGGGUGUGUGCGGGUAGUAUUUUUUUAUCCACCUCCUGGACUAAAGAAGAGGACGUACAACGUCAGGUUAGAUGUGAAGUUGCAAGUCAAGCCGCAGGAGAAAAGGAGAGUCUCCGCCCGCCUGGGGGUAAAGUCGAAGAAGAAGAAGAAGAAGAUGAUGAUGAUGAGGAGGCAUGACGUCUCGGCCCUUGUUGGCAUCUUCGUUUUUGUAAAAACCUCCAAGAGUUGUGUUCAAAUCAGGGAGGGCAGCCGUGGUAGAGUGGGUGGGAACAAUGGGAGUAUUUGCUGAAAGCGUGACGGCUUUAACACCAUAAAGUCUCUGGCAGCGUUGUGGACAGUCUUCACCAGUCUACCCAGUCAGGUCACUGUUCCACUUUGCAGCCCCGCUCGGCCUGUGAAGCAGCGAUAGACAAACAGACGGACAGAUAGACCGCCCAGGAAGUGUUCUCCUUUUCAUGGAUGCCAGGGUGGUCCUGCUGCACUUAUGGGCAGUCCUUGUCUUCCUGACAGCAGAGCUGAAGUUGAUUGAUGCUGCCGAGGUCUACACCAACACUUGGGCUGUCCAGAUUAAGGGGGCGCCAGAGGAGGCGGACCGCAUCGCCACAGAACAUGGAUUCAUCAACCUUGGCAAUGUUUUUGGAGAUUAUUAUCACUUCAGGCAUCAUGCAGUGGAGAAGAGGGCUUUGUCUGGCCACAGGGGGAUGCACAUCAGACUGCAAAAAGAACCACAGGUCCUUUGGGCUGAGCAGCAGGUGGUGAAAAAACGGAAGAAGAGGGAUGUCUAUGAGGACCCGACAGACCCUGAUUUCCCCAAGCAGUGGUACCUGUCCAAUCCAGCACAUCAAGACCUGAAUACCAAGGUAGCCUGGGCUAAAGGCUUCACGGGGAGAGGUGUGGUGGUGACUAUUCUGGAUGAUGGCAUUGAGAAAGACCAUCCUGACCUCAUCACCAAUUAUGAUCCUGAGGCCAGCUAUGAUGUUAAUGACGGAGAUGCAGACCCCCAACCGAGAUACACACAGCGUAAUGAGAACAGACAUGGAACCCGAUGUGCAGGAGAAGUUGCAGCUGCGGCUAACAAUGGUGUGUGCGGCGUGGGUGUGGCCUAUAAUGCUAGAAUUGGAGGAGUUCGGAUGUUGGAUGGAGAGGUGACAGACGUGGUGGAGGCCCACUCUCUCAGCCUAAACUCUCAGCACAUCCACAUUUAUAGCGCCAGCUGGGGCCCAGAGGACGACGGCAAGUCACUGGACGGCCCGGCCAAAUUGGCCAAAGAGGCUUUCCUCCAGGGAAUCACCAAGGGACGCACUGGACUUGGCUCCAUCUUUGUGUGGGCUUCGGGUAACGGUGGCCGGGAGCAGGACAGCUGCAACUGUGACGGCUACACCAAUAGCAUAUACACCCUGUCCAUCAGCAGCACCACGCAGUCCGGCAACGUGCCAUGGUACAGCGAGCCCUGCUCUUCCACCCUCGCUACCACCUUCAGCUCUGGAAACCCGGGGGAGAAACAAAUAGUGACCACAGACCUGAGGCAAAAAUGCACAGACUCUCACACGGGGACAUCCGCAUCAGCCCCACUGGCUGCUGGAAUCAUUGCUCUGGCACUGGAGGCCAACAUGAACCUGACCUGGAGGGACAUGCAGCACCUGGUGGUGAGAACAUCCCGACCCGGACAUCUCAGUGCCGGAGACUGGAGGACCAAUGGAGUGGGACGCAGAGUGAGUCACUCCUACGGUUAUGGCCUCCUGGAUGCGGGUGCUAUGGUGGAAGUGGCUCAGAACUGGUCCACAGUGGGGCCACAACAUCAGUGUGUUCACACAAUGCUUGCAGAACCAAGAGACAUUGCGAACAAGCUGGUAUUCAGCACCAAUGUGGAUGCCUGCUGGGGACGGCCGGAGUAUGUCAGCUCUCUGGAACACGUUCAGGCUCGUCUUACACUCUCCCACAACCAGAGAGGGAAAUUGGCCAUUCAUCUCAUCAGCCCACUGGGCACACGCUCCACCCUGCUGUUCCCAAGGCCCAAUGAUUUCUCCUCUGAGGGAUUCAACGACUGGGCUUUUAUGACCACCCACUCAUGGGACGAGGACCCUCGAGGAGAAUGGACCCUGGAAAUAGAAAAUGUAUCUCCUAAUGGACGUGACUAUGGUGUGCUGAGUCAGUUCACCCUCAUCCUGUGGGGCACAGGGUCCAGCGUCAUCAACCCUUCAGCAUCCGACUUCCCCCGGCCGUCCAACAACAGCUGCAAGACAUUUGACGCUCAGCAGAUCUGCAUCGAGUGCAGCCCUGGAUUCUCCCUCUUCCUGCAGGGUUGUGUUAAGUUGUGUCCACCAGGCUUCACCUCGGGCCCGCAGCUCCUCAACCUCUCUCUUGAGAACUGGGUUGAUUUAUCCUCCGUCCAGGCCUGUCUGCCCUGCAACCCCACCUGCCUCACCUGCUCCGACACUGGACCCACGGACUGCCUGUCUUGCCCGCCUCACAGCCACCUGGUCCUCACCUCCUGCCUGCACCAGAACCAGGUCCAGCGGAAGUCCCCGCUCGCUGGAGGACUUCAGGGUGAUGGAGCUCAGCCAGAUGGGGAGUCCCCAUCAGACGCAGACGAGAGUCGAGAAGAAGAGGACCCUCCUGUGAUCAGUGUCGCUCCGUCGACUCGGCUCCCGGCCGUUGUGGCCGUGCUUAGCUGUGCCUUCAUCCUGGCCGCCUUCGUCGGGGUCUUCUUUUUGCUGCAGUUGCGCUCAGGUGGCACUCUUUUAGGCUGGAGGACCAAACUGCCCUCUGGGUACUCACAAACGAGGGGGUUGAGGGUGGGUUUCGGUUUUGGCUUUGGCCAAGGACAGGAGAGGAAGGCACGGAUAUGCUACAGGGGGAUCCCCACCGUGUGGGGGGACGAAGACAUGAUCGCCUAUCAGUCUGAAUCAGACAGCGAGGAGGUGGAUGGACACAGUGAGAGGACAGCUUUUAUCAAGACGCAGAGCUUAAUCUAACUGGUCCUGGGUCAGCUCGGUCUCUUCAGUUUUUAGAUCCGAGUGUGUGGAGCUGAAACAGAAAGGAGAAUCACAAAGGCUCAGACAAACAAAACAUCACCCCUUAAUGUUCAUCUGAGGAUUAUGGAUUACAGUGUCAUCUAAAUAUUUAAAUCUGAUUAUUUAUCUUACACUAUUUAUAUUUUCUUGUCAGAUGCAUCCAGUCAGCAUCUGACUCUACCAACUUUAGAAGUUUGCAGCUGUUUGAUUUCAUUUAACAAUAACUAUUUCAUCGGUUUUGUGGGAGGAGGUUUUCCAGAAAUGUUGUAUUCCACGCCCGUAAAGUUUGUAGACGCCGUAUUUUAACACUGAUAGCUGCUAAUGAGAUAUCCUGCCUAUUUAACUCAAGCAUCACUACUUUCAAACUGCACCAUUAAAGUUUCUCAAAACAAAGUAUAUGGACCAAGGCCAGCUACCAAUAAGAGCUCAAUAUAACCCUGUUGACAUCUAUAGAUUGUAACUAUGAUCCAGUGACUGUUAAAAUUCCUCCAGCACAUUCUACAUCGGACUGAGCAGUGAAAAAAAAAUACUCCUCUUGAUGGUUAAACUGAACUUCAUGUGCAUCAUGUUUUAAAAAGUGCAUCUGAUUGGACUCCAAACACAAACAUCAGCACAGGCUGAGCUCUAAUAAGUUGGCGUUGUUAUGUUUUAUCAGAUUUUUGGGGCCAGGGGUUGUGAAGUCGGCACGCUGCUCAUUAAUUAUAGCUAGAAAACUUUGAAAUUGAAGAUUUCUGCAGCAUACUGGGACGGCUUAAUAAAACAUCCCGCAGGCUGUUUGAUAAGGAGGAAGCUGUGGAGGAUGCUCUGUUUUCAAUCAAGGCACAGCGGGAAUUGCUACCGCGGCUCUGACAUAUCAGAUAUAUCAGUCACAAAAUCUCAUUGACUGGUACCCUUCCACUCCAAUGAAAAAAAUAUACUGAACCUGAAGCCGCUCGGCUGACCUUUGUAACAUUUCUCUUCUUGGUUGCUGCUGGGAAAAAAAAGAUAAUUUUCUCUUCAUUUUCCCCUCACAGAGUAUUUAUUGAUUUUUGGGGCUCCUCUCCCAGAACGUCUUCAUCAGGAUAAACCUCUUUCCCUUUUUAUUCUCAGCACCAUACAUUAAACACCAACACAUGCUUUAUUUUCCCAUCUACAGACUCACAGCUGCACACUUUGGAUCUAAAGGCCAGAAUAGUUACAGAGAUUAAUAACUGAAGAGAUCUUGUAUUGCAUUUUCUAUGUUUGUUUUAUAUCCUUUUUUAUUUAACUGACAGUGGAUGUUAAUAUUGUGGGGAUCCCUUUUAUGCUGGAAUAAAACGACUGGCUGUUGCAGA
This is a messenger RNA of Notolabrus celidotus (New Zealand spotty), 4730 nucleotides long. RefSeq names its product furin (paired basic amino acid cleaving enzyme) b (gene furinb). Bases 859 to 3378 code for a protein of 839 amino acids. The transcript has 16 exons. The record is from RefSeq and is a predicted model, not a curated record. NCBI's taxonomy places the organism in Eukaryota, Metazoa, Chordata, Actinopteri, Labriformes, Labridae. Gene Ontology annotation, molecular function: serine-type endopeptidase activity. Gene Ontology annotation, cellular component: Golgi membrane; trans-Golgi network. Gene Ontology annotation, biological process: peptide hormone processing.